AAAACACGUCACUUAAUGGGUUUCAAAACCUAAAAAAAAGGGGUUUCCGGUUUAAAAAAAGGCCUAAAAUAUGGCCGCAAUAGAUGCGGUCUCUGGCCCAUCGAGCAAGAGCUUGACCGGAACGGACAAAGACAAGACGGGAGUAAUCGUCGAGAGCAAGGAGCACCAAGAGGAGAAAGAUUCACUGUUUUCCUCUGAGAAAUCUGAAGAGAAAAUCGUUAAAAUCCAAACGCCGGAAUGCGAGGACGCGCCUCCGGAAGUAGAGUACGACAAGGAGGAACUGGAGCAACUGGUCGGUUACGUUAAAGAUCUUACCAUCUUGUACGACCUUCGUCCGGAAGAUUGGACGGAAGAGUGCUACAAUACGAUAAGGUACUGGCUGACCACACUGACGGAGCCACUCCUAAUAAUUUUCUUUGAUGGGGAUGAGCUCGUGUGCGACACGUUCGCCCCAAGAAACCCCAUCAUUGACGCCACCUACUUCCUUAGGGAACCCGGAGUUGCUUUUACUGUGAAAAACUUCCACGACGCGGUGUUCUUUGGGACAGUCCACGGAUCCAUCGAAGGCACCCUGCUGAAAAUCAUCGAGAACGUCUACGGUCCUGCGCUGUUUCAAUCCCAAAACUGGCCAGACAGUGUUAAAAACGACUUUAAUAACGCCUUGCACAUGUUCCUAGCAAAACUGACAGAUUUGCACUAUAAAAUGCACGGUCUCACCGUGCUCUAUGUGCCAAGGAUAAUGGGACAUAUUCCUGUAGAGGUCGCUAGUACCGAUAAGGAGUUUGUCAAGAGGAUGGAGGGGGUCGUGGUUUAUUGGACCAAACAGGUUAGAGUAGGGCUGCAGGACCAAGAGCAAAACCCCACUGAAGACAUGCAUCGUCCCAUUGACGAAUAUAAUUUUUGGAGGAAAAGAUAUGAGAACUUGCUGGGGUUAAACUAUCAGCUAGAAAAUCGGAACAUAAAGCACUUAUGUAACCUGCUCUCGGCAGUUCAGUCGUCUUAUGUAAAACAGUUUCGCGUGUUAGCUGAGGAAAUUGUACAUAACGUCGAGGAAGCCAAGUCGAAUAUUGAGUAUUUGAAUGCAUUACAGGAACCGUGCAAGGUGUUAGCUGACCUAAAGCACCCCGCAGAAUUUCGACUUAUCAUUCCAAAAAUUCUCAACCUUAUUCGAUAUAUCUGGAUAAAGAGUCCGUACUACAAUACUCCUGAGAAAAUCACUAUUAUUUGCAGGGCUUUAAGCAACCAAAUCAUUUUGCAAUGCACCGCGUUUAUCGAUAUGGACGUGGUGUUUAAGAAAAAGGAGUCGAGGAAUGCCAUUAAGAUGUUUGAGAUUUGUAUCCAGUGUUUGACGGACUAUAUUAAAACUUACGUUUUGGUCUCAGAGUCUCACACUCAAUUUGGAGACAUUCCAUGGAACCUGGACAGGGCUCCGAUAUUCAACCACGUGGACUCAUACAUGCAACGUUGCAAAGACAUGAUCGAGGUGUGCGAGGCAAUGAUAGUAUUUGGAAGGUAUGACGAGACAGAGAAGAUUCCCAAACCCCUGUUUGGUACCUCCAAAGGGAUUCAAUUUGAAAGUUGGGCGGACCGGAUCGAGAAAAUGUUCAACGACAGCCUGGACGACAUCGAAAAGGUGAAGUUGCGUGUGUUAGACGUGCAACAGGCCGAAUGGUAUGACGACAUCCUGAAAUUCCGCACCAGAAUGAAGGAUAUCGAGGUGGUGGUGGAGAAUCUCACUAAUGCGGUGUUCGACGAGAUCGCUAACGUUGAGGAGGGGAUCGAGAGUUUGGCAGCCAUGUACAACUACUCGAAGAGAAAGACUUUGUUUUCGUUGUUUGACGGGAAAACUUUACAAAUCUAUAAAAUGUUUCGGGAAGAAAUCCUGGAUACCAAGCAAGACACUCAAUCCGAAUCUGACAUGUACCCGACCAUCUUGCCCUAUUACUCCGGCAGAGCCCAAAUGCUCAAAAUGAAAAAGAACCGACUGAUUAUCCUAAAAAAGAUGUUCGAUGAUGCUGGUUGGAUGCUUCCCUGCAGCAUCGCGAAAGAAGUCUUUGCCCAAUACGAGAAAUUAGUCGCCUCAAUCGAUGAUAAAUGCUUCAAUUUGUAUCGGAAGUGGAUCGAUAGUAUUGGCGAAGACGUGAACCAACGGUUGCAACGACCUCUGAUGUGUAAAAGUGUGUCUAAACCUGGAUUGCUCGAGUGUAAUAUUGAUAGGUCUGUCCUGGACAUCUUCAAAGAGGCAAAAUUCUGGGACUCCCUAAACUACGAGAUCCCCACCUACGUGAAAUCCGUCUACCAAAAGGCCGAAAACGUGAAGUUUAUUUACCAGUGCGUCCUCAACGUGGUCCUCGACUAUAACAAGAUAAUUUCCUCGUUAAGUGACGAGGAACGAUUGCUUUUCAAACCUCUAAUCUCCACGGUUGAGAAGAAGAUAGCGCCUGGUUUAACCAAGCUGACCUGGGCUACUGAUAUUGGCGACGAAUACAUUGCGGAAUGCAGUAACAACGCAGCCGAAUUGCAAGAUUUCGUCGACAAUUACAAGCAGUGCAACUUACAAAUUGUACUGAUUUGUGAGAAAAUAUGCGAUACGCCUCUGAUUUGUCUCACUCAAUACACCGCAAUGGAUUUGCAGGAUCUCGUAGAUGAUCUUAGUAAGAAAAUGAAUGACACUUUAAGCAAAUUAAUUGAGCAGUAUCAUAAGAUCAUUGAGUAUCUCGUGAUGGUUUUCGAAGGGUUUGAAAACGUUAUGGGAUCAAUGGCCAACCAAUGGGUGAAGUAUAUAUUCAACUUUGAUAAGUUGAUGGAGGAGGCGCUGAAGAUUUGCUGCAAAAACUCUUUGCAAUCUAUGUUCGAGGCUUUACAUGGCGAUGGAACUACUGAUCCGAAUCCGUUAAUUAAAAUUGAGGUUAAUCUUAUUGGGAAUAAGAUAAACUUUAAUCCUACCCUGGUGAGUGUGGCCAGAGUAAUUUCAAACGUCCAAAACACCCUCAUCGAAGCUGUAAAAUCAUUGCCAAGAUUAAACGACAAAUUCCAUGUGUCCGAUAUCGACUAUGUCGCUUAUGGAGACCUAAUAGAGAACGAUCACGAUUGCAAACAUAUGCAACAACAAUUAAAUCAAGAGGUGCGUGUGGCAAUUGAAAAGAUCAAAGAGUACAUCAAAAUCUGGGAACCGUUUAGGGAUUUAUGGGAGGUGGAUAAGGAUAGGUUUAUCCAGCGUUACGCUAUGGAAGAACCCUCUGCUUCCUUAUUCGAUGCGAAUAUCGGACGUUAUACCGAGUUGGCGAAUAACGUUCAAAUCCAAGAUACCGUGUCCGACGUUCAUUUUUUGCAAAUGAACUGUGCGGAACUGAAAAAGUCGAUUAUAGAACAUUGUGUCGAGUGGCAGCGCAAGAUGUGCAUGCUCUUGUUCAAAUUAUCCGAGAAAAAACUUGAGGAUAUUUAUGAUUAUAUGGAAAAAAACAUUACAGAGAUUUUACACGAGCCGGAAAACCUGGAGGAAAUGCAGUUCUCGUUGAACCUCUAUACAAAACUCAAAGAAGACAUCACGUUCAUAGAAGAGCAAUUCCCACAGAUCACGGAUCAGAUAUCCAUCUUGGAUAAGUACUCAGUCGCCAUUCCACAGUCUAUGAGGCUCAGACAUAAAAAUCUUCCUAAGGAGUGGGGUCUGUACUUGGAGUCAUUGGAGCAAGCGGAGCACAUGCUCGAUUACUCAAAGGAACACUUUAAGAAUGGACUUUUGGAACAGGCCGAGGGGGCUAGACAGAACGCUAAGCGGCUUUUAGAUGAGUUUUUAGUUAAAGGUCCGUUUACCUCAGACUGGUCAGUAGAGGACGGACUCGCCUACCUCCAAUCAAUGCGAGUAUGCUUGAAAGAGAUGCAAGAUCGGGACGAUCGUCUGCGCACCGAAUUGGCGAUAUUCGGGCUCAGCUACGACGAAAGCGUCGACAUAGCUAAGCUCGAAUCGGAACUGACCUCGUUGGAACUCGUAUGGGAACUGGCGGCCCAAUGGAGUGCCGCAUGGAACUCUUAUAAGUCGGGCGAGUUUUGGUCGAUAGAGACGGCCGCUAUGGAGGAAACUGCUCAGGUGCUUUUUAGGAAGUUGACCCGGCUGGCUAGGGAAUUGAGUGAAAAAAAUUGGAAGAUUGUGGAAGAUGUGAGGAAUCAAGUAGAUGCCUUUCGUAGAACUUUACCGUUGCUAGGGGAUUUGAAGAAUCCGGCCAUGAGGGCCAGACAUUGGGAUAAAGUGAAGAAGGCUGUCGGGAUAGAUUUUGAUGAGACCAGUUCUGAGUUCAAUUUGGAGGCUAUUUAUGCCAUGGAAAUGCACAAAUUUGCAGAAGAAAUCGGUGACAUAUCGAAUGCUGCCACCAUGGAGCUACAAAUCGAGAAGGGUCUUCGGGUCAUUGUGGACACCUGGAGCACAAUGCAAAUCGAGAUAAUUUCCUAUAAAGAUCGUGGGGUAUACAGAAUCAAAAGUGUGGACGAUUGCUUCCAAGCCCUGGAAGACAACAUAAUGCAACUCUCAACGAUGAAAAGCACGAGAUUUGUAGAGCCGUUUGCGAAAGUGGUGGACUUUUGGGAACGCACCUUGUCUUACAUCAUGGAAACGUUGGAGAUUGCAUUGCAGGUGCAACGGCAAUGGCUCUACCUAGAGAACAUAUUCUUCGGGGAAGAUAUCAGAAAGCAGCUGCCGAAGGAAUCGGAGGAUUUUGACCAUAUUACUGAGAGUUGGCGCAAUAUUUCUACGAGACUGUACUUUUCAAAAACGGCCCUGAAGGCCACACAUUACCGGCCGCCACCUUACUUGCUCCAGAAGCUUAAUAAGAUGUACGAAAAGUUGGAUUUGUUACAAAGAGCAUUGGAAAGGUAUUUGGAAACGAAAAGGCACGUAUUUCCACGUUUUUAUUUCAUAUCGAACGACGAUAUGCUAGAAAUCUUGGGCAACUCGAAAAAGCCCGAACUGGUGCAGCCCCACUUGAAGAAACUAUUUGACAAUCUGACCAAAAUCAAAAUACAGAAAAAUACGGGGGUAAACAAGCAAGAGUGUGUGGGUAUGUUGGCCGACGAUGGUGAAUAUCUCGAGUUCGUAAAACCGUUCAUCCUGGACGGUCCUGCCGAAUUGUGGCUCCUACAGCUCGAAGCCUCCAUGAGGCAAAUCCUCAAGACCACUUUCAAACCAGUGAGGGGAGAGUUGAAAAAGAACUUGAGCAAACGUGACAAAUGGCUACUGGCUAAUUGUGGCCAAUUGUGUAACGCGUGCAGUUUGAUUCAAUGGACUACAGACUGCACAAGGGCCUUAGUGCACGCCAAGAUGAUGGAGAGUAAGAAACCGUUAAAACGACUAAGGAAGAAACAGAAUCAGGUGCUGAGUAAACUGUCGGAGCUGAGCAGGAAGGAGUUGACUAAACUGCAAAGGUUGAAGACUAACGCGUUGAUUACUAUCGAGAUACAUUCCAGGGACGUGAUUGAUAGGCUUUAUAAAGCGAAUUGCAGAGAUACCAACUCGUUUGAGUGGUUUUCCCAAUUGAGGUUCUACUGGGACAGGGAAUCGGACGAUUGUAUAAUAAAGCAAACGAAUACUUGUUUUAAUUAUGGGUACGAGUAUAAUGGAAACUCUGGACGAUUGGUUAUUACUCCUUUAACAGACCGUUGUUACAUAACGUUAACGACAGCCCUACACCUCUACAGGGGGGGCAGCCCCAAAGGGCCCGCAGGCACAGGCAAAACCGAAACUGUCAAAGAUUUGGGUAAAGCCAUGGGCAUGUGGGUGAUCGUCAAUAAUUGUUCGGAAGGCCUGGAUUAUAAGAGUAUGGGUAAAUGCUUCUCUGGUUUAGCCCAAACUGGAGCCUGGGGCUGCUUCGACGAAUUCAACCGGAUCAACAUCGAGGUGCUAUCGGUGGUCGCUCAGCAGAUUUUGUGUAUUUUUCAGGCUCUGUCUCAGAAACAAGCCCGGUUUAUAUUUGAAGGUUACGAAAUCAUCCUAAAAUGGACCGUGGGCAUCUUCAUAACGAUGAACCCCGGUUACGCGGGCAGAACCGAACUGCCCGACAAUUUAAAGUCCAUGUUUCGCCCCAUUUCCAUGAUGGUUCCCGAUAGCGCCAUUAUCGCCGAGAACGUUUUAUUCAGCGAUGGGUUCUCCAACACCAAAGCGUUGGCCAAAAAGGUGUUCACCUUAUAUCAAUUGGCCAUUCAGCAAUUAAGUAAACAAGACCAUUACGAUUUCGGUUUGAGGUCGAUGGUGGCCCUUUUGAGGUACGCGGGACGUAAGAGACGCGCCAUGCCCAACAUACCUGAAGAACAAGUCGUUUAUUUGGCCAUGAGGGACAUGAAUAUCGCGAGGUUUACAUCGAACGAUUUGCCACUGUUCAAUGGGAUUAUGUCGGAUAUUUUUCCCGGAGUGAAUAUCCCUGCUGUCGAUUAUAUGGAUAUUAAUAUGGCCAUGAUUGACUUUAUGAACGAGAACAAUAUACAGGCUAUACCCAUCGCUAUGACCAAGGUGAUCCAACUGUACGAAACUAAAAACUCAAGGCAUUCGGUGAUGAUCCUUGGAAAGACUGGCACAGCCAAGUCCGUCACCUGGAAAACGUUGCAGGGUACCAUGGGAAAGCUGAAACAUCAAAAUAAACCGGGAUUUAAUAUGGUCCAAGUAUAUCCAUUGAACCCAAAAGCAUUAAAUUUGGGGGAGCUUUAUGGCGAAUAUAACCUGAGCACCAACGAGUGGUUGGACGGAGUGAUCAGUGCAAUAAUGCGUAAGACCUGCGCAGAAGAAACGCCAGAUGAAAAGUGGAUAUUGUUUGAUGGACCAGUGGAUGCUGUUUGGAUAGAGAAUAUGAAUAGUGUUAUGGAUGAUAAUAAAGUGUUGACGCUUAUCAACAGCGACCGGAUUACUAUGCCCGAGCAAGUGUCCCUGCUCUUCGAAGUUGGUGAUUUGUCGGUGGCUUCUCCUGCUACAGUCAGCAGGUGCGGCAUGGUGUAUAAUGACUAUAAGGACUGGGGUUGGCAGCCCUACGUGAGAUCAUGGCUAUACACUCAGAAGCAUAAAGGGCAAAAGUGCCAGGAUAUAAUCUGGCGUUACUUCGACAUGUACCUGAACAUGAUUCUGGAAUUUAAACGACUCCAUUGCAUCGAAAUCGUGGAGUGUUGCGAGUUGAACUUGGUCUCCUCGUUUUGUAAGAUGUUGGAAAUAUUUAUUACAAAAGAAAACGGAGUGAACCCGAACGACGAGGAGCAUUUUGAGGAUUCGGUGAGGAACUGGUUCCUGUUUUGCAUGAUCUGGUCAAUUUGUUGCACCACAAAUGAGGAAGGCAGAAUGAAGUUCGACACCCUCAUAAGGGAAAAAGAGGGAGUUUUCCCUAUUAAAGAUACUGUUUAUGAGUACUUUGUUGACGUGCAGAAUUACUCUUUUGCCAGUUGGGAAGAGAAGCUGAAAUAUGGUUGGAAGUACGACCCAACGUGGCCAUUUUACAAGCUAAUAGUACCGACCAUAGAUACAGUGAGGUACGAGUUUGUAGUGAACGCCUUGUUGCAUAAAGGUUUCCCGGUUUUGUUAACCGGUCCGGUGGGUACUGGGAAAACGUCUACAGCGCAAUCGGUACUGGGAGCCAUCAAUGCGGGCGAUUAUACCGUUUUGAAUGUUAAUAUGAGCGCUCAGACGUCCUCGAUCAAUUUACAAGAUGCCAUAGAGAGUAGGGUGGAAAAACGUACAAAAGGGCACUUUGCCCCCGCCGGGGGUAAAACGAUGAUCACCUUUCUAGACGAUCUGAAUAUGCCUGCCAAGGAAACUUAUGGUUCUCAACCUCCAUUGGAACUGUUAAGGCAAUGGAUGGAUUAUGGGUUCUGGUACGAUAGGGCCAAACAGACCAGGAGGUACAUUGAGAACAUGCACAUCUUGGGUUCAAUGGGUCCCCCAGGCGGAGGUAGACAAGUCAUCUCCGAUCGUCUACAAAGCAGAUUCAACUUGAUCAACAUGACUUUCCCUGACGAGGCGACAAUCGAGAGAAUUUACGGCACCAUGUUGCUUCAGCAUUUAUCAAAUUUCGACGAGGGGGUGAAGCUUGUUGGGAAAACCAUCACUGAGGCCACCAUUGAUUUAUACAAUAACGUGAUCCAAAAAAUGUUGCCAACCCCGACGAAGAUCCACUACCUAUUCAAUUUGAGGGAUAUUUCCAAAGUGUUUCAGGGACUGCUAAGGAGCCACAAGGACUACCAGAACGACAAGUCGUCCCUUCUGAAGUUGUGGAUUCACGAGUGUUUUAGGGUGUUUUUUGAUAGACUUAUUGAUGAUACGGAUCAGGAGUGGUUUCAGGUGCAGAUGAACGAGCAGCUAGGCAGACACUUUGAUCUUACUUUACACAGCCUGUGUCCUGGUAAAGAGAUACCUAUUUAUGCGGAUUUCGUGAAUCCCUGGAACAUAUAUGAGGAACAUGCAGACGAAUCUGCCCUAAGGAAGUUCAUAGAAAACCAAAUGGACGAGUACAAUGUGUCACCUGGGGUUGUAUCGAUGGAUUUAGUGUUGUUUAAGGAUGCUUUAGAGCACAUUUGUAGGAUUGUUCGGGUAAUAUCGCAGCCUAGAGGGAACAUGCUGCUUGUGGGCAUAGGCGGUAGCGGUAGACAAUCCUUAUCCAGAAUAGCAGCCUACAUCUGCGAGUUAAACACCUUUCAAAUAUCGGUAACACGCAGCUACAGGAUGUACGAGUUCAAGGAGGACCUAAAAACUCUAUAUAACGUAACCGGUAUCCAAACUAAACCGACUUCUUUCCUGUUCAACGACACCCAAGUGACCGACGAGGGCUUCUUGGAGGUCAUCAAUAACAUGCUCAGCAGCGGGGAGGUGGCGAACUUGUACAAACCAGACGAGUUCGAGGAUGUCAAGAAUAAGCUGGAAUCUGCGGCAAACAAAGCUGGAAUCAUGCAUACGAACGAGGCGAUGUACGAGUUACUUAUAACGAGGGUGCGGGCCAAUCUGCAUAUCGUUUUGUGUAUGAGCCCUAUAGGGGAUGCUUUUAGAAACAGGCUUAGGCAAUAUCCUGCUUUAGUGAACUGCACGACCAUAGACUGGUUCCAUGAGUGGCCCAAGGAGGCAUUGUUGGAGGUGGCGAUGAAGUUUAUUGCAGACGUCGAUUUUAGCGAGACUAUUACUGGAAAAGAGGCUAAAACCAGAAGGGAAUCCUUGGUCCAAACCACCCAAGAAAAACUAAUGCUGGCCACCUCCGAAGCCUUUUCCACCAUACACGACUCGGUGGUGCAAUAUUCCAAACGGAUGCUGAACGAAAUGAAACGUUACAACUACGUGACACCGACCAACUAUUUGGAGUUGGUAUCCGGAUACAAACGAAUGUUGGCCAGUAAACGCGGUUCCGUAUCGGCGCAGGCCAACAAGUUGCGCAACGGUUUGUGGAAAAUCGACGAUACGAAAGCGAAAGUAACCACCAUGUCAAUCGAGUUGGAAGAGGCUCAACUUAAGGUGGCGGAAUUCCAGCAACAGUGCGAUGACUAUUUGGUGAUUAUCGUGGCUCAAAGGAAGGAAGCUGAUGAUCAACAGAAAGAAGUAGCCAAGAAAAGCAUCAAAAUCGGCGAAGAGGAGAUACAAUGCAAGAAGCUCGCGGAUGUAGCGCAAGCGGAUCUAGACGAAGCGAUGCCUGCCCUGGAAGAAGCCGUCAGAGCCCUGGAUUCUCUCAGUAAAAAGGACAUUAGCGAAAUGAAAAGCUACGGAACCCCCCCGCAGAAAGUCAAAAUGGUGAUGGAAGCGGUUAAUAUCCUAAAAGGAGUGGAUCCUAGUUGGGCGGAAGCCAAACGUCUCCUGGGCGAGAUCAACUUCCUAAAAGACCUUAAGGAGUUCGACAAGAACCACAUUUCGGAGAAAACGAUGAAGAAAAUCGCGAAUUACACCAUGAACGAGGAGUUUGUGCCCGAUAAAGUGGGCAUCGUUUCGUUGGCCGCCAAGUCGCUCUGCCUAUGGGUUAUUGCCAUCGAAAAAUAUGCCAAAGUGUGGAAAGUGGUAGGACCGAAAAAGGCGAAACUGGACGAAGCUUUGGAUUCACUUAAAGAGAAACAAGCGAUGCUGGCCGAAGCGCAAGCGAAACUGGCCGAGCUCAAUAUGUACCUUCAAAAGUUGCAAAAGGAAUACGACGAGAAGUUGGAGCAGAAAGAGGAAUUGAAUAGGAAGGCGGAACUAUUGAAACUGAAGCUAGAACGAGCUGCCACCUUGGUGGACUGUUUGGCAGGAGAGAGGCAACGUUGGGAGGAAACGGUCAAAGUUCUCGAUUUAAAGUACACGUUUUUGCCGGGCGAUUGUUUGUUGGCAACCGCUUUUGUUUCGUAUUUGGGGCCGUUCGUGAGCUCUUACCGGGAAGAGAUGAUUGGGAUGUGGCAGAAACUGAUGGUCACAGUAGAAAUCCCCACCUCGAGUGACUUCAGUGUAAUUCCAUUUUUGAGUGACCCAACUACCAUUCGCGAAUGGUGUAUCCAAGGCUUACCAGCCGAUAACUUUAGCACCGAAAACGGGAUCAUCGUCACCACCGGGUCCAGGUGGCCAUUGGUGAUCGAUCCCCAAUGCCAGGCGAUGAAAUGGAUCAAAGCGAUGGAGAGCAAAAACCACUUACAAGUUAUAGACUUUGGAAUGCCCAACUUUAUGUCGAUACUAGAAAAGUCGGUACAGGUUGGCCAUCCGGUGCUGCUACAAAAUAUAUUGGAAACAAUCGAUCCGUCUAUUAAUCCUAUAUUGGCUAAAGCGAUUGUUAGACAAGGAGGACAAAAUAUGAUCAAGUUGGAUGACAGAUUGGUGUCCUACGAUGAAAAAUUUAAAUUUUUCGUGACAACCAAGUUAACUAACCCCCAUUACGCCCCGGAAAUAUCAACGAAAACCACCCUGGUAAACUUUGCGGUGAAGGAACAAGGCCUCGAGGCGCAAUUGCUGGGGAUAGUGGUGCGUAAAGAGAAACCCCAAUUGGAGGAACAAAAGGACAGUUUGGUGAUGACCAUUGCCACAGGCAAAAGAACCCUUCAAGACCUAGAAAACGAACUGCUAAGACUCUUAAAUGAGACAAGAGGUUCCCUCCUGGAGGACGCAGAACUGUUUAACACCUUACAAACGUCCAAAGCCACAUCUGAGCAGGUUACCAAGAGUUUGGAAAUUUCCGAGAAGACGGAAGUUCAAAUAGACGCAGCGAGAGAGGGCUACAGACCGUGCGCCAAACGGGCAUCAAUCCUAUUUUUCGUGCUCAAUGACAUGGGCAAUAUCGAUCCGAUGUACCAGUUUGCCCUAGAGUCUUACAUUUUUCUGUUUGUCAAAUCGAUAAUGAAAAGCCCAAAAACGCCAGUACUAAGCGACAGGAUCAAUGCGCUAAAUGAAUAUCACACCUUUGCUGUAUACAGAAACACUUGUCGGGCGUUAUUUGAGAAGCACAAGCUGCUAUUUUCGUUUCAUAUGUGCAUCAAAAUAUUGACCGCUCAAGGGAAGAUCGUGCCUGCCGAGUAUAAUUUUCUGUUAAAAGGGGGCGUCGUGUUGGACAGGGAAAACCAAAUGGAAAAUCCAUGUGCGGCGUGGUUGAACGAAACCGCUUGGGAUAACGUAACUGAAUUGGAUAAGCUACAGGGCUUUCAUGGCGUAAUCGAUUCGUUCGAACAGUACUCCAGGGACUGGUAUAAUUGGUACACCCAUACCGAACCUGAAACAUUAUCUUUAAUAGGUGAAUGGGAUGGAAUCUGUAAUGAAUUCCAAAAGAUGCUAUUCGUCCGUUCCCUGCGUGCCGACAGGGUGUCUUUUUGCAUUACGAACUUUAUAGUAAACCAACUGGGGCCCCAGUUUGUCGAGCCGCCAGUGCUUGAUGUUAAAGCGGUUUUGGACGAAUCAGUACCGCAAACCCCCUUAAUCUUCGUACUGUCUCCGGGGGUAGAUCCGACGUCCGGUCUCCUCCAGCUGGCGGAAAGUUCGAAAAUGAGCUCCAAGUUUCAGUCGUUGAGUUUGGGACAAGGUCAAGCUCCGAUCGCCACAAAAUUAUUACAGACGGGUGCGAGAGACGGUCAAUGGGUGUUCCUGGCGAACUGUCACCUUUCACUCAGCUGGAUGCCCAAGCUGGACAAGAUUGUCGAAAUUUUACAAACAGGCAAAGUGAAUCCGAAAUUUCGCCUGUGGCUCAGCUCUAGUCCCCAUCCGGAUUUUCCGAUUUCGAUUUUGCAAGCGGGCAUUAAAAUGACCACCGAACCUCCUAAGGGUUUAAAGGCAAAUUUAAAACGAUUAUACCAGCUGCUGACCGAGGAGCAAUUCAACACGUGCCAGCAUCCUGAAAAGUACAAGAAACUGCUCUUCGGCCUCUGCUUCUUUCAUUCGAUUUUACUGGAGCGGAAGAAGUUUCAGCAGCUCGGCUGGAACGUGAUCUACAGCUUUAACGACUCGGAUUUUGAGGUUUCAGAAAAUUUACUGCAAAUUUACCUGGACGAGUAUACGGAAACUACUCCGUGGGACGCCCUCAAGUAUUUGAUAGCGGGGGUCAGCUACGGAGGUCACGUGACUGACGAUUGGGACAGACGACUGCUGACCACCUAUAUUAAUCAGUAUUUUUGCGAGGACGCGUUGACGAUCGCUUAUUUUAGAUUGUCCACCCUAAGUACUUACUAUGUUCCCCGUGACGGUUCCUUACAAUCCUACCAGGAUUACAUCACCCUACUUCCUAACGUGGAUAGGCCGGAAGCGUUCGGGCAACACCCAAACGCCGAUAUAACCUCCUUAAUCAACGAGUCGAGAAGUAUGUUCGAGACCCUCAUGUCCUUACAAAUCCAGAGUUCAGCGGGGGCGGGUGAAUCAAAAGAAACGAAAGUGCUAAAAUUGGCGGCCGAUGUGUCAACUCGCGUGCCUGGUUUAAUCGACUAUGAAAAUACUGAUAAGUUAACUGGAGUUAAUAAGGCGCCGUUAGAUGUGGUUCUUUUGCAAGAAAUUCAACGGUAUAAUGAGUUAUUAAAAUUAAUCGGUUCGUCCCUGCAAGACUUGGAAAAGGGCAUCAAAGGCCUUGUGGUGAUGUCGUCAGAACUGGAGGAGAUCUUCACUUGUAUUUAUGAGGGCAGGGUGCCCUCGGGAUGGCAAAAAGCAUAUCCUUCGUUGAAACUAUUGGGCUCUUGGACGAGGGAUUUGGUGGCUAGGGUGGAUCAUUUCGCUACGUGGGCGGUAACCACGCAUCCCCCGAUGCUGUUUUGGUUGGCCGCCUACACUUUCCCCACCGGAUUUCUCACCGCCGUCUUACAAACCGCCGCGCGUCAAAAAGAAGUCCCGAUUGAUACCCUGAGUUGGGACUUUACCGUGCUGACGGUGGAAGAAAACACGAUCCAGAGCCCUCCCGAGUCUGGGGUGUAUGUCAGAGGGACUUACUUGGAAGGGGCAGGGUGGGAUAAGAAAAAUGCCAUUUUGAUUGAACCGCAACCGAUGCAACUGGUGUCGGUGAUGCCGCUAAUACAUUUUAAGCCAGUGGAGCAGUUUAAGAAGAAAACUAAAGGAUUAUAUUUAUGUCCGGUUUAUUAUUUCCCUAUUAGGACGGGAGCGGCUAACCGACCGGCUUACGUGGUGGCCGUCGAUUUGAGAUGUGGAACGGAAGGAGCGGAUUAUUGGAUAAAAAGGGGCACGGCCCUACUGUUAAGUUUAGCUAAUUAAACGCGUUUUGUAGUUAUAGAUAAUCGUUAUGGUUAAGUUUUUGCUUUGUUAAUAAAUUAUCUUUCAUUAAAUUUAGCUACGUUUUCCAAAAAAA
Anthonomus grandis grandis is the source of this 13733-nucleotide messenger RNA. RefSeq names its product dynein axonemal heavy chain 2 (gene kl-2). The record is from RefSeq and is a predicted model, not a curated record. The transcript is spliced from 70 exons. NCBI's taxonomy places the organism in Eukaryota, Metazoa, Arthropoda, Insecta, Coleoptera, Curculionidae. Gene Ontology annotation, biological process: microtubule-based movement. Gene Ontology annotation, cellular component: dynein complex. Bases 71 to 13639 code for a protein of 4522 amino acids. Gene Ontology annotation, molecular function: dynein intermediate chain binding; ATP binding; minus-end-directed microtubule motor activity.